AUGGUCAUUGUAGUUAUUGUAAGGUAUAUUCUACCAACAAUGAUAGCAGCAAUACUAGCAUUGUUCCUCAUAUUUGUUUUGAUGAGAUGCCGAAAGAGGGAUUCAAAACUAAAAGGUCAAGGAGAUUUGUUACCUCUAGCUACAUGGAGAAGAAUAACAUAUCUAGAACUUGAACAAGCAACAUAUGGAUUCAAUGAAGGCAACUUAGUUGGAAAAGGGAGUUUUGGCUCGGUGUACAGAGGGAAACUUUCAGAUGGGACUAGUGUUGCAGUAAAGGUUUUUAAUUUGAAUAUAGAAGAAGGGUUUAAGAGUUUUGAAGCUGAAUGUGGUGUAAUGCGCAGUAUUCGCCACCGUAAUCUUGUGAAAAUCAUAAGUAGUUGUAGUAGCAUUGAUUUUAAAGCCUUGGUACUAGAGUACAUGCCCAAGGGGAGCCUUAAGAAGUGGUUGUAUUCUCAUAACUACUUCUUGGAUAUGAUAGAAAGAUUGGGCAUAAUGGUAGAUGUUGCAUCAUCAUUGGAGUAUCUUCAUCAUGGUUGUGCUUUACCUGUUGUCCAUUGUGAUUUGAAGCCCAACAAUAUCCUCCUAGACAACGAUAUGGUUGCACAUGUGAGUGACUUUGGCAUUUCAAAAUUCUUAAGCAAUGAAGACUCUACGAUUCAAACCAUGACACUAGCCACUAUUGGUUACAUGGCACCAAAGACACCAAAAGAGAGGUCAAACAUGAGAGAUAUCGUUACAACACUCAAAAAUAUCAAAUUGAAGUUUCUAAAGGAUGUUGGAGAAGAUUAA
Messenger RNA from Quercus robur (English oak), 789 nucleotides. RefSeq names its product receptor kinase-like protein Xa21. Gene Ontology annotation, molecular function: ATP binding; protein kinase activity. Gene Ontology annotation, biological process: protein phosphorylation. NCBI's taxonomy places the organism in Eukaryota, Viridiplantae, Streptophyta, Magnoliopsida, Fagales, Fagaceae. The transcript is spliced from 2 exons. Bases 1 to 789 code for a protein of 262 amino acids. The record is from RefSeq and is a predicted model, not a curated record.